Molecule: messenger RNA, 1265 nt
Organism: Periophthalmus magnuspinnatus
Lineage: Eukaryota; Metazoa; Chordata; Actinopteri; Gobiiformes; Gobiidae
Product: prostatic spermine-binding protein-like
Exons: 3
Coding region: 153-671 (172 amino acids)
Source: RefSeq, a predicted model, not a curated record
CAGAUCUUAGAUUGACAUGGCACGCUAAGCCCCGCCCCCGGACGAAACGCCAAGUACUGAGAGAGUCGUCAUCAGCGCCUCUCCCAGCGCUCGGCUCACAGAGUCUCACACCGCAGCAGAGCAGGACCCAGACGACCCACAGCACCUCAACCAUGUCGUUCCUCGUGGAUAAACUGGCGAAACAUGCGGGGGACAUAGUGGCUGAUAAAAUAAAGAGUGCUCUGGGAGGAGAUGACGACAAAGACGACAAGGAGGACAAAGAUGGCGGCUUUCUGUCCAUUUUCAAAAGGGACAAAGACGAUGACGACCAUGACAGGCACAAAGGGGGACUCUUCUCGUUCGGGAAAGACGACCACCACCACAAGGACAAGGACAAGGACAAGGACAAGGACAAAGGGAACUUCUUCCAGAAUCUCUUUGACCGAGACGACGACGAUCGCAGAGGAAAGGUCCCCAAGAAAUCAGGCUUCCACGGCCUGUUCUCCGAGCAGGAGGCGGGGGGCGGAGCCAGGUCAGAUGAGGCGGGGGGCGGAGCCUGGUCAGAUGAGGCGGGGGGCGGAGCCUGGUCAGAGGGCGGAGCCGGACCCGAUGCUGGGCCCUGCGCUCACAUGACAGACGGGGAUCUGGAUUUGAUGAGUGACCUGAUGGAAGUGGCCAACGAAAACUCCUGAGACGUUUAGUCCCAAAGUGACCCUCAGUGACCCUCAGCAUCACAAAGAAGAGGACAUUUUGUAUAAACAUUUAAAUCAGAGACAGACGAUAUAUCUGCCCGCACACAGACACACACAAUCACACAAAUGUGCAUUUGCUCUUUUUAGCAAAACCACUCGUCCUUAAAUCGUCAGCACAGGCAGAUAUUUCAUUUUGGCCUAAAGAAUCCACAUUUAAAAUUACAUAAUUUGGGGAAAUAAUCAAAAUGGGCCCAAAAACAUCUACAGUUUUAUCCAUCCAUCAAUUUGUCUGGAGUCUAAACGAUCGGCCUUAAAAACUCACAUCGAUCGACAUCGACCUUAAAAAAAACGUAUCGGUCGAUCUCUAAUUUAAAUAAUAGUAUGAUAUUGUCUUAUAAAAUAACAGUGUGUGUGUUUACUAACAGAACCUUCUCCUGUAACGUGACGUCUGAUGUUUUUGGAUCAUGGUGUAUAGUGGAACAUAAGUAUAAAUAAAUAUAAACUAUUUAAAGAGUUUUCACAUAAAUAUAUAAAUAUAUACUGAUUGUCUCUAAAUGUAUUUUACUUUUUGUAAAUCUGGAAUUAAAACAUUUU